UUCCCUUCACAAAACCGAAAAGUCGAUAUGUCUGCACCACAAAUACCAAAUCUUUUGGCAUCACGAGGGAGCCCACGUUUACGAGGAUCUCGUGGAAGAGGUCGUGGUGGAGGACCAGCGCGCAUGGAUGCCAGUCAACGAAAAGACCUUGACAUCCAGUCCACAGAUACUGAUGCAGCAGUAUCGCGCCUCAGCGCAGUCUCUGUAGGUUAUCUUGACGACCCAUUUGCGCCAUAUUUCGUGAAUGGUCCUGGCAUACGCCGGCUGCCGGUCAUCAAUCGCGGUAUGCAGUAUCUGUUCCUGUUUCUGCUGUGUUUGGUUACUUCGGCCUAAUCAAUCAUCAUAGGAACCUAUACAAGAACCUCUGCUCUAGACAUUCUCGUAGAUGCGUUCCUUUCUCAUGCCUCGGACGAAUCCAAAGAUACCCCUACGAAGCAAAUCAUAUCUCUCGGUGCAGGAACCGAUACCAGAUAUUUCAGGCUUCGCGCGCAGAACAAACACCGGAAAUUAGUAUAUCACGAAUUUGAUUUCCCUUCCGUCUGCGGAACAAAAUCACAAUUGGUUUCCACAAACCAAGCUCUGUUAAGUCAGGAUGACACCGCCACUUUCUUUACAAAGCGAAGCAAAGAUUCCUCGGACUCUGAUAACGAGUCGGAAUGGGGCUUUGCAGGCAAACAGAAUGGGGAAACAGAUAUUCGUUAUUGUUGCCACCCCCUUGAUUUGCGUCGACUUCCAUACACACCUUCGAUAAAAACACUCAAUUGCUUCCACGGUAUUUGCAGCGAUAUACCAACACUCAUAAUUUCCGAGUGCUGCUUGUGUUAUUUGGAGGUGGAUAAUGCUCAGGAUGUAAUAAAAUGGUUCGCGGAUCGGAUACCAUCCUUGGGCAUAGUGUUAUACGAACCCAUUGGGGUGGACACUUCUUUUGGGAAAAUGAUGGUUGCGAACCUAGCAUCUCGAAAUAUCACUAUGCCUACAGUCAAAAUGUACAAGGCUCUUUCAGACCAAAAGCAGAGACUGUCGGAUGCUGGCUUCAAGGCCACCAACGAUGACGGAGGCCAAGAUGCAAAAACCAUAGAGCACAUUUGGGAGAAUUGGAUCAACGCAGAUGAAAAGGAGAGGGUUGAUUCUCUAGAAGGGCUGGAUGAGGUUGAAGAAUGGCAGAUAUUAGCGCGACAUUAUGCCGUUGCUUGGGGUUGGCGGGGGACUCACGGGUGGGAGAAAUGGAGAAAUAAACUCGAACAUCAAUGA
Hymenoscyphus albidus is the source of this 1251-nucleotide messenger RNA. NCBI's taxonomy places the organism in Eukaryota, Fungi, Ascomycota, Leotiomycetes, Helotiales, Helotiaceae. The record is from the annotation of a GenBank genome assembly.